AUGACUAACCUGACCAAAAACUUUGGAAAGUGGGAAAUAAAUAGAAGGAAUGAACCGUGUAACAGCGUAAAAAAUAAUUCUAGUACAUGUAAAGAAUUUGACCAAAUGGCUAAUGGGGAUGAGUCCAUUUUAAGCCCACGAACGAUGCAAGAAGUGAUAGAUAAAACCGAGCUAAAUAGAGACAGUUUCGUGAACAACUUUUUAAGAUUAGCACGACUUUCAUUGACAUCGUUAAAUUAUGUGUUAUCAUCAUGGUGGCAAACAACUAGUUGCGUUUUUGCAGAAAAACAUAGCCAUGAUUAUUUAAAUAAUACUAGGAUCAUUAAACAAAAUAUCAUAAAUAAGCAAAUUCGAUUCUAUGUAAUGCUUGGGAAACUUCUGCAGGCCGACAAAGUUCGACUUCACAGUAACGCUCCGGCCGUCCUAUCCGAUCCGUGUAAAAGACUAUUUGAGAUUGAAUAUUUGCUUUCCAGAUCAUUCCAUGAUCAUUCAACGUUUUCUCCAAGUUACUGGUUCGAAUGUUCGAAAAGUUGCGUCACAGGGAUCAUCGGUCUAAAUACAGCCUUACCUGUGAUUUGCCUACCUUGGAUCAGCAUUUUCAAUUACAAAAGAAUUUUAAAAUAA
This is a messenger RNA of Echinococcus granulosus, 624 nucleotides long. RefSeq lists its product as hypothetical. NCBI's taxonomy places the organism in Eukaryota, Metazoa, Platyhelminthes, Cestoda, Cyclophyllidea, Taeniidae. The coding region runs from base 1 to 624 and encodes 207 amino acids. The transcript is spliced from 4 exons. The record is from RefSeq and is a predicted model, not a curated record.